AUGGAGAUUUUGCAUCAAUUCAAACAAAAUGGUUAUUUUACGGCUGACUUAUACCAUUUAUUUGCGAAGAAAAAUCUGGUGGAUUCAUUAGAUGAGAUUAUACCGACGGAAUAUAAAAAGGAAAUGAGUAUGUCAACUGAAGAACGUCUACAAUGUUUGAAUAAUAUCGUAGUGGACAACAUUAUACGCUGUGACAAAUGUACUAACAAAGUUGUUCUAUCGUUUACACCUAGAAUAAUAGUGUUCCAAAAUUUUAAACCAAACGAUAAGAUAGUCGCAAAAUUUUCUGUAAAAAACAUAAGUAAGGGUCCAACAUAUUUAAACAUGGUAUGCAAGGAAUCUUCCUAUUUCUCAAUUAAACUCUGUGGUGGGCAACUACUGUCACGCCUUGCUCCUGGUAUAAGCGUAACAUUUGCAGUUAUAUUUCAACCAGUUCAAUACGAAGAUUAUAUACAUAAGGUUACCUUUUAUACUGACGUUGAUCAUCCUUUUUCAGUAGAACCUCAGUCAGCAUAUUUAAAUCCAAAGCAGAAAAUUGUUAUCAAAGUUGGAUUUAAAACGAUGCAUGUCGGUGAAACACAGGGGAAUUUAAGUGCCACUUUCGAAACUGGCGAAGUCUUCCGUAUAAAACUUUUGGGAUCUACGUUCACAGUAAGUAUAGAACUAGAGAAGCAAGUUGUCCGAUUCCUUGACACAUAUAACACGAUGGCAAGGCAGCAAAUAUUUAAAAUCAUCAAUAAAUCAAACCAUGUCCUCACCUACGUGUGCAUGAAGAAUAGUUGCGUUUAUAAUGAUUUUGAAGAAAAACUUAAACUGGCUACUAUAUUUUAUGAAUUAAAACAAAGCGAGUCAGCUAAGUGUAACAAAUUGGUCCACUACGAUGUGUUGAGCUGUGAUGAACACGAACGAGUUUACACAAGAAUAUUCUUCGACGAGAUACAAUCGUUGGUUGCGGAUGAAUCUUUGCUGUUUCAGAAUACACACAUGUCUGUCACACCUAUUCAAGGAAAGCUCUGGCCAAAUAAAGCAACAGAGCUUAGUAUCACAUUUUCUCCUAAGGAAAUUGGAGAAUUUGAGGCAACGGUAUAUUUAGAUGUGGAUGGCGUAAACGACCGCUUACCACUAAAAAUAGUCGGUACCUCAUUACCACCUCAUAUAACAUUGAACUUGGAAACUCUUGAUAUGGAUCGUGUUUACAUAAAUAAAACUUACAAUUACGAAAUUGUUACAAUGAACAAAGGACAUAUAAAUGGUGUGAUUGUGUAUAAACACAUACCAACGUUAUUUGGAAGCAUUAUCACGUGUACACCCGAGAUUCACUGUCUGAGACCUGGCGAUAGAGAGGCAUUCGUGAUUUCGUUCUGUAAUUCAAAUCAAGGACCUUUCUUUGAAGAAAUAAAUUUUGCCAUACGAGAAACAAAUGUCGUUAUUAAACUUUAUUUAAAAGGUGUUGUAGUGUAUCCUUCAUUAAUGUUUAGUAAACCCUGCCUUGACUUUGGAAACGUAAGUUUGGGUGUAUCGAAAACUUUAGAAUUAGAAGUUAUAAAUGAAUCUCUUGUUCACGUGGACGCAAAUGUGAAGAUAUCUUCAGACGGACCAGAAAUGCGAAGUAUAACUCUAACUGAUUAUUCUGUUGCUGACAAACCUAAGCCACCUGUGCCUCAGUGGCCGAGAGAGUUUGACAUCGAACCUCAUAAAAUAAGUAUAGGCCCCGAAUCACGGAUUUCGCUGCGGGUGACAUUAACGGCAAAUCUGAUAAGAGCUAAUCAGACCUUCCUUGAAUUGGAAUUGGAUAAAUCUGACAGUCCACCCAUAGUCUUACCUGUAACGUUCAAUGCCAAUAUUCCACUCAUAACUCCGGCGACGGAGAUCAAAUUGCGCGCUUGUUUUUUAGACUUUGCUUAUAAGCAGGAGAUUCAUAUUUUAUGUAAAGAAUUUUGGGGAUAUUUCACAUUGGAUGAGUCUGAGACAGAAUCCACGUUAGAGGUUGAUGUAGCAGUAAAAGAAGGACUAAUUGAACCAAAUAGUACUCUAAUUUUACCCGUGGCGGUCAAGACAAGCGUUCUCGGAGUUCAGGAAUAUUCUGUUCGAUUAAACUUAUUCGGCUCUACCACGCCAGUGGAAGUGUGUCAAAUAUCCGGUUGCGGGGUGCGUCCUAUCGUGACAUGUGCGCCCGCAACGUUACACUGGGGACAAGUUAAACUCUUGACGAGGACGCAAAAAAUACUGACACUAUGCAAUGAUUCCCCGGUGGCUGUCGCUUUCAAAGUUUCGUUGCUCAAUCGUGAUGGGAGGUGGCAAAUCUCUCCUAUUGAAGGACAUAUUAAUCCUGAAUCAGAGACAGAGUUAAUUGUCACUCUAUAUUUGAUAGACGCAGACAGUUAUACAAAUAAAGCUGUCAUACAGUUGGAAAAAGUUAAGGAUAUACUUGUACCACUGUCGGCAAGCGGCGUGGGAACAAGUAUUUUAGUCGGAGAUCACAGAGAUAAAGUGGUACUUGGUCGCCAUUUUACAAAAAUCCCAUUAAAUUGCAAAGUCAUUAUGGAGAACUGUGGAACCCGUAUGCAUGUGUUAGAAUGGAGCGAACAUUACAAAGCUCCUAAAACUAAACAACAUAGUGGUGGAUUUUUUAACAUGGAACCUAGAGUAUUUAAAAUGCUAGCUGGAGAAAAAAUGGAGUUAUCUAUAACUGGUUUGUCUCAUAAAGUAACAACUGUUAAGGAAAUGUGGUAUUUAGUGGGAAGCGUGGAAGGCAUAAAUAAGAAAGAGUUACUAUUGGAGUGCCAGAUUAUAGCAGAAUUCGUUGAUCCAAAGAUUGAAUUGUCAUCUCCCGUCGUUGAGUUUCAGUAUGACUAUGGUCCAUAUAGUGAAUUUUAUAAGUUAACAGAUCUUAUUACAAUUAAAAAUGUCUCCAAAUUGCCUUUGGAUUUUGAAAUUAGUGUUAAGCCUCCAUUUGCAAUAAUUCAAAAGUACGGUUCGUACAAAGUAAAUCCCGAUGAAGAGAACCUAUGUGGUUGUGUGUGCUACGACGAAAAUGAUUUAAAUAUUCCCAGUAUUAUAAAUGAAAUUGGAAAACGGCAAUCUAAAAUCUUUAUAGACUAUUUAACUUCUAAACCAGUCGAUCCUCUAAGAAAAGGACCUCUGCAUUUUUUUCAAGACAUUAACAAAAUUAAAUGGGUAUUUAAUCUUACACAUUUGAUAGAAGAAUGUUUAGAAGAUCAAGAAGUAAUUAAAAUACAGAUCUUAUUCGAUACAACUAAACACAUGUCACUUAAAUCUCGUGUCUAUUGUGAUUUGUUACGUAUUAAAUUUAAGGGACACAAAAAUAAAGAUGCGAUAAAACUGAUCGGAAAGAUCAACUUUCCGAACAUAUAUGUUUUGACUCCAAGAGUUGAUUUUCAGUGCGUAUUAAACGGAACAAUUGAAAGUAGAACUAUUAAAAUUCAAAAUGUGACUCCUCUCCUUGUUUGCUACAAGUUUAACUGGAAGAAAUGUAUCAUAAAUACAGCAACGAAUCCGAUUAGCGUAUAUACAGUGAGCCCCCAUCAUAUUGGUGAUGAAAAUGAAUUAUCAAAAUAUAAAAUAAUGAAAAAAAUAGCUCCUAUGAUAGAUACAAUAUAUGACUCACAAUUUCAGUGGAUACAUAAAUUUCCAAAAGUUAAUAAAGUUUCUUACGUCAAAAUGAAUGAUAUUCUUCAACUUGUUCCUUAUUCUGGGAUGUUGAAACCAAAUGAAGUCCAAUAUGUUAAUGUUAUAUUUAGACCAAAGUCUAAUAUAAACGUUCGUGUGAUAUUAGAAUGUGAAGUGUUAGGUGGACCACCAGAAACUAUUAUUAUUACUGGUCAGAGUUCUGAGUUGUUGUACAAAAUAAGUACCCAUAAACUUAAUUUCAAAAUACGUUCUUAUCAUGAAAAUGCUACGGAACAGUUGACCAUUUCAAACAUUGCACAGCUACCGUUUGAAUAUAAAACCUACUUAAACGAGCCGAUGUUUAAAAAUAGUCUAUAUGGGACCAUCAUUGAUCUAGUUCCGCCUGAAAAAAAAUUGGAACCAGAACAGCAAUCGGAAAUUAAAAUUGAAAUGAGACCUGGAAUAAUGGGAUAUUUUCAUCGAACUUUUCUCUUAGAAAUCGGGCAUCUUCCUUUUAUACCUAUAGAAGUUUUUGGUUGGGGCGUUAUACCUCAAAUAUAUUUAUCAUUACCACGACCAGAUAUUAUAAAGCUUGACUUGGAGGUGGGUUAUUUAGCAAUACCUACGCUUACGGAAGAAUAUUUAGAAGCGCUUCGUGAAGUAUUCUCUAGUACUACAUCCGAACAUUUAAAUACACCAUUAGUAGAAGAAUGUUUUGAAGAUCCUUAUUUUCAACUUGACUGGCAUAUAUGUUCCGCUUGGGAUGCUUAUCCUUCUGUCAUGGACAUCGAGUUGGCAAUAGAGCGAAUGCUAGUUAUUAAUCAUAUCACUUUGCAUCCAGAAAUUUUAGUUUCAUUUCAAGCAGCGUCAAAAAUUGGAUCUAUUCCUGGUUUUGCCACAAUUCCCUAUAUGAUCGACUAUGGUGUUGUAAUUACAGGAAGUACGAUACAAUGUUGUGUUGAAGUAAUAAAUUACGGACCAAUUGUAACAAAGGUACAUAUUGCCAAAAGCUCUCAUCUUCCACCUUGGUUGGCAUUGAAGUUAUGUGGGAAGUUAGGUCCUGGUGAAAUGGGUAAACUUGAAAUUAUGUUUGCGCCAACGUCAGCUGAUAUCACUGAGUUGGAGCAAAAUGUUGAAACAUUCUUUAAUUUAGAGGUUCCAUAUGGGGUGACAAUACCAGUCAAAAUAAAGGCUUUAUGUGCAGUACCUUAUUUAGUAUCUAAUGUGAGAGAAAUUGAUUUUGGUUCUGUGAGAUGUGGAGAUAAAGUUGUAUGUUCUAUUCCUAUAAAAAACAUUGGAAAACCUACGUGCAUCUGGUUCGUGACAUUAAGAUUGAAAACUCCGGGGUCAAACGUUAUGACAGUUCUUGAUAGCUCUGGAAAGUAUGAACCUGGUGAAGGAGGAUGGUUGAGUAUUGCUUUCAAGCCCACGAUAGAGAUGGCCUACGAGGGUGUUUUGAUAUUUAAAUUUCACAUGAAUCCCAACCGACUAACAAUACCGAUCACCGGUCAAGGGAUAUUACCUCAAGUGCAUAUAAUUGGACCGUACGUUAGCUUUCCACCGACGUUGCCGUGGGCAGAAACAUCUGAAAAUUAUUUCGGCAUGACAAACCCUUGUCCAUUUCCAAUCGAACUUAUAAUAGCGCAUAGUGAUAAGAAAGCUAAAAGUCCAAAAACCACUGCUAAAACAACAUCUGCAGCAAAGGAAGCAGCAACUCCUAAGAUACAUAGAACAGAAACUGAAAUUAUAAAUGAUGUAAUAAAGGAAAUGAAAGAUGCGAAUGUGGAUCCAUUAAAAGAAUGUCUCAAUGUUUUUGAUAUUACAUCGACAGACGAUGAUUCUAAAGAUAAGCAUUCCAAUGGGAUGCUGAUUUUUAUGCAUGGAUCUCCCUGUGAAGGUUAGAAUUUACAAUAAGCUCAUUUAAAUGAUAUUGCUCAUCGAAUAUGUUUUUUAAUAAAUAAUAAAAUUUCAGAAAUGCAGUGCCAAGAAAUUGCUUAUGCUAUGGGUAAAGCACUCGGACUUCCAACAAUCAACGUAGACUUGUGUUUUAUUGAGGCUUUGUGCGUUUGUAACUGCUCUGCAAAAUUUGUACUUAUUCAAGCCAUAAACGAAAUGUAUGAGAUAUCAAGAAAGAAUGUAACUAAAACUGAUUCUGAUGUAGAUGAGGCAGAUUCUGAGGUAUCUCCUGAAGAAAAAGACGACAAUUUUGAAGUGUUAUAUAAAAAGAUGGAAUUUUUGGCAAAUAAUAAAAAUGUCACUCCACGAUCUAAAGUUAGUGAUAAGAAGAAAAAAAGGUCACCGACUUCUUCAGUUAUAUCGCACACCGCUUUAGGAGCUAUAGGAUCUUCCACCAUGUUUCAAAUGGAUUUAUUUCAAGAAGUUUUGUCUGAUUACCUGAAAUUACCAAGAUUUGAUAGAGGUUUUAUAGUAGACAGCUUAACAAGUAUCGCUAUAAAAAAUCCGCCACAAGUGCUCACCACUCUCAUUAAAUGUAAACGUAAUAUAAGGAAUAUCCAUCUCGUAUUAUGUCAAUCGGACUUUAACAGAUGGGCUCAGACUUAUGAAGAGAAUCUACGAGAAGCCGAUCUGGGUGACGAGGAGACGUCCAAAGUAUACGAUGAGACGGAAAUUGCAAAAAUUGUGAAGUCGUUUGAUGAAAUGGAAGGUGAAGAAUUCGAAUCUAUAAGUCCUGAAUUAAAAUAUAUUUAUAUUAAUUAUGGUUUGGAAGAAAGACGUAAUAAGCAUUACGAAAAAGUCGGUUGUCUCAAAUUAGCAGUGUCUAAAGAUAAAAGUGCUAGAGAUCAUAGUAGAUCAGUUUUAGCUAUUGAUAAAUCAGAAUCUAAAAAGAAAAUAAAAAAAGACGAUGUUAAAGCAAAACCUACGAGUGAAUAUUUGAAUAUGAACUUGAGGUAUAACGAAUAUAUUAAAACUACAUACGAGAAUCUAAUAAAUGUUGCAAAUAAUUGGGUAUUAGAUCUUGAAGAUGUUGGUAGUCCACUAUAUGGUUUUAAUGGACAAGUGCUUAAUUCAGCUCAAAAGAAAGUUAAGCGAAAAUCUGAAGUACAAAUACAAGUAACUUCUUCUCAAACAUCAACAAGUGAGAUACCAUCUACAUCAAUCGAAAGGGUAUUACCAGAAGAAAGUCCAGUUGAUAUCGACUAUCCUGUUCCUCUGCAUAGUGUAAAAUCUUUAUCUGAUCGUGAUACACGUAUCAUUUUAUAUCCUGGAGAUCUAGUAAGAUGCAAAUAUACAUUCAGUCCGCAAAUUGAAGGAAAUUUCAAUGUCAGAAGGUUCGUUGAAGUUAGUGGAUGGCCGGAAUCACGAGUUGACAUAAUUGUAUCUGGUAUAUGCGAUUUGCCAAGGCUAGAUAAUCGGCCAAAAAAAAUGUUUGAAAAUUUUGUCAGAAGAACUAUAGAAAAUGAAGUUUAUAAAGGUGCGUAUUUAGACGAUCAAAAGAUUUUCGAUUUCGGACCUAUUUUCAUCGGAAGCAAUAGAAUAUACGAAGAAAAAUAUACCGUAGAUUUAAGAAAUUCAUCAUUGAUAACGACUGAUAUAGAAAUUGCAUUCAUUGAAGACUCAACCGUUUUUCAAUUUGACAGAUCUUUUAUGAGUUUAGAGCCUGGAUGUCGGGGAAAGUUAACAAUAAAGGCAGCUCCAACUGAAAUUGGAAUUAACACAACUAUUUUGAUGUUCUGUAUUAAAGAUAAUCCUGAAAUUGUCACUGUAACUAUAGCUUGUAGUGGAGUCGUACCUGUUGUAGAAAUUCUGCCAUUGACCAAAAUGAUAGAGUUUGGCAAACAUUUAUUAUAUCGUCGUGAAGAUGAUAGGUUUAUUGUGAAAAAUGAUUCUAUACUUCCCAUUAAAUGGAAAAUACAUAAUACAGAAGAUUUUGUUGAAGAUUUUUUAAUAACCCAAAAGACUGGAGUCGUGGCAAGGAACGACAACCAGAUCGUCCCAGUGACCUACAUAGCUUGCAGAGUUGGCGUUAUAUCUAAUAAAGCACUAACUAUUGAUAUAUACGACGCAGAAGGCCGCGGAGAUCCAAUGUUAACAGAUUCGCUAUUCUUGUCUGCCGAGUGUUAUGACGUGAUGGUAGAAUGCGCGCACGAGAACCCAAGCGAAAAUUUCCUAAAUUACGGCAAUGUGAAAGUUAACUCGACUGUAGUUCGGGAAAUGUACUUAUUAAAUCGUGGCAGAUAUAAUGUCUUCUAUAAAUUGAAAAAAGUUAAGAAUUUCCCUGAACCAUCUUUACUACGAUCAUUUGAAGCAACACCAGAGUGUGGUAUCAUACCACCUUCUUUGAAGCUUGUCAGUAUAGAAUUUGUUUGCACUCCUACUACUUCCCUAAAUUUAGUCAAUGUGCCUGCCUACAUUUGCUCUUUGCUAGACGGAAGUAAAAAUCAAGUAGUCGUCGCAAAAUUUCCCGUGUGCGUUACGAUUGCCUCUUUUUACAAUACUUUCACAUUGUUCCCUCUUGGCGAAUUGAAUUUCCAUAUAAUUCCCGUGGGAAGUGGUGUAAUACGUGAAGUUAUUUUGAACAAUACCAGUAAAUGUCCUGUAACAUAUGAAAUAGUUCUUCCGUUAAAAUAUAGACGUGAUCCUGAUGAUCCUCAACCCCAAGCGAAAUUAAAAGACAACAAAUUAAAGAAUCCACCGUUAAAUUGUGGUAAUUUUCUAAUUUACAAUGAUGACAACCUUCUCGCACCAGGCACAAGUAGAACUCUUCAGAUACAAUUUCAUGCUACGUCUGCUACAACGUUUCAAGAAACAAUUAAUUUUGUAAUAAGUGAUACUUGUCCUGCUGAAAGCCAGGGAGUUCCACUUAAGCUUGUAGGAACAGGAGCAAUGCCAACGUUAGAUUUUUGGAAUUUAGAAACAACGUUCCGUGAACAUUUAAUUGUAAAAAAUCUUUUUGACUACAAAGUUCCUGAGGAAUAUAGAGCAAUUUUAGAAAUUAGACUAAAACUAUUGCAAAACCAAGAAAAAUCAUUUAAAGUUUGCUUAAUCGGUGAAGGUGUUAUACCGAGAAUCGGUUUAAUAAGUCCUAAUUUGAGACAGAAACGAUUGGCCGUACUUAAUUUUCCGGUUACUUGCUUGGGUUCAAUUUCUCAAAAAGAAAUUCGUUUCAAAAACGUUAGUUCAGUGCAGGCAAUAGUUUCAGCACAUGUGUUAUUACCUAUAAAAGAAGAAAGACCCAUUUUCUGGCUUACAUCUGCCCCAGACAGCGAUCACAUGAUUUUAGUUGGCAAUAAUGAUAUCUCGAAUCUAAUUAUGAACGUGUUAUUAAAACCCAAUGAAAUAGUAACAUUGAUAGUUCACUAUAAUCCGAUAAAGAGCGGGAGAACGUCUUGCGAUGUGAAAUUAACAAUAUUUGAAAAUCCCUACGAAUAUUUUACGAUACUAUGCGAAGCAGAAGCCUUCAUGGAAGAUGUUAUACUAUUAGGACUGGAAAUGCUCUCUAUGGAAAUCGAUUUAAACGCUUAUAAAUCUUCAGUGGAUGGGACCGUGUCAACGGUGUCUACAGUUGAUAGCAGGAAGAAAAGUAAAAGCGCACCUGUCGAUAAGAAAAAGUCUCGGCAACUAGAUGUCAAGAAAUCUAAAAAAGUAUCACAAGCAUCUGUAAAAGCUAGCGACACAGGAACCAGCGUCGAACACUCUGUCCUCAAAUAUCUUUUAAAUUUUGGCGGCUGUGAAUUAUGUGUUGCACAUAGACGAACAGUAAUCAUGGUUAAUAAUUCUGAAAAAGUAUAUAAGUUUAAAUGGGAUAACUUUGAACAUAUUAUUGUUAAACCAGCGAUUGGAUUCAUAUCGCCGGGAGAAGAGAAGGAUUUAGAAAUCAUUUUCUUCUGUUCUCAACCAGUAGUACUGAGAAAGGAAUUUUUGAAUCUGACCUUAGUAGCUAUAAGUGACGAUUUCUUCACUUUGGACAUAAAAGCAAGUACGUGGGAUAGUCGGCAAACGGUGACAAUAUUUGACCAUAAUAGAGACGCUGAUUUAAACGAGAGAUAUGAAACUAUUGUAAACGAACAAGGUAGUUUGAUUCCUGGAUAUUUGUCUGAUGUUAUUCACAUGGUUGUUGUUUAUUCGGCUACAACGGAAUACACUAAAUACGUAUGUGGUUUGGAAGGCGAAAAGAAUAUUGAAGAUACAUUUAUUUAUCAAAUAAGGACAUUUACUUUUAAAGUACAAAACACUGGUAAAGUUUUUUUGAAAAUGGUAUGGAAUUUUAUAAUAGAUGAUGAGUAUCCGGCUAGAAUUGAUAAGUUACAAGAAGGAUACGUCGAUAAAGUUGGAACGCCAUGCGCAGUAGAACCAAAAGACCAACAUUCCUUCGUUGAAAAUGGUGAAAAUGAUCCUAGCAGAAUUACGUUGUACAGCGGUAGUAUAGGAAGAGAGAGCGUGGACACGUGGUUUGAGGCGAAUCUGCCCUUCGUAAUCGAACCAACAAAAGCAUGCAUAAAACCUAACGAGAAUAGAGAAUUUAAGGUGACCUUUGCACCAUUACAAGCAUUCCAGUAUAAUGUGAGACUGAAAAGUACUAUAGAUAAUUUAGAUCCAUAUGACCAAAAUGUAUCUUGCAAAAUUCGUGCCAAAUCGCUGGUCCCGUACGUCCAUCUAGAUAUUGAAGAGAGCGAUUAUUUAACGUCAGAAAGGAGAAAAAUAACAGGAUCAACCCUCCCGGCACACACCAGUGUGCUUGAGUUUAAUGUUCUCGGAUGGGGAUGUUAUAAAAAAUCCUUCGACGUGAUUAAUCCGACAAGCGAGGGUUAUGAAUUCAUUUUCGAAAUGGUGAUGUCCGAAAAAGGAGAGCUGGUCCCUGUACACUGUGACAAGUUAAAGGGCUAUGUUGAAGGAGGCACUUCUACUGAAGUGGUAUUUACAUUCUCACCAACAGCCCCAGGGACAUACGAAUCUCUAUGGAAGUUUAUUAUGCCGGUUCAUUCGCUGGUGGUGAAUUUACUAGUCGUUGGUAUUGUUCGUGAGCCAGAAGUAGUAUUUGUUCCUACUAUCUUGAUUAUAAAAAACUCUUUGGUGGGCUUCACUACAAAUAACGAAGUGAUAUUAAAGAAUAACGAGGAUGAAUGUUUAAAUUUCGAAUUCAAAGGAAAUUCUCUUUGCAACGAAUCUGGAAAAACUCCAGUGAUAGUUGAACCUGAAAGCGGUGUAUUAAAACCAAGAUCAGCCACUAAUAUUAAGAUAAUUUACACACCAAUUUACGACGGACCGCUUUCUUUCAAGAUAUUUUGUAGUGUGACUUAUUUGACCAAGUUGAUAACUUUAUGCGUUAACGCUUUAAGUUAUUCAAUAAAACCAAAAGUUACUUAUUAUCUAAUAGGCAACGAACAUGUACUUAGCAGUGACGCUGUCACCAACAUUCACUUGGAUCAAACUGCUUCAACUUACGAAAGAAGAAUACCAUUUACAAUUAAAAACGACGGUUCCGCGACAUUUUUCUUUGACUGGCGCUACAAUACCAGUUCAGUUAAAAAAUAUCUUCAAGUACAAAUAGAGCCCCGGAACGGCCACGUUUUGCCUGCGAAUGAAGUGGAAUGCGUCAUUCAUUUUACAUUGAAGAAAGUUCCUGUACAAGCUUUUCCUAUUACAUUAUCGAUAUCUGAUGGCCCAGAAUAUAACAUAAAUCUACAUGCAGAAAUAGAGAAGCCACUUUACUAUUUUUCGUGUAUGGAAUAUGACUUCGGUCGGUGUAUUGUAAAUGCUCCGGAUUCUACGUACAAGAAAAACAUAGCAUUUGUGAAUAAUGAUAAAGUUCCUAUUAAUUUGGACUUAAAUUUUGCAAACUUGCCGGAGCUGUUUGUAAUCUAUAACAAAGAUGGUUGCAUCGAACCCAACCAUAGGUUGAAAGUCACGAUUUACUUUCGGCCGAAGGAAGUUAAGCAUUAUGAAUUUGAGUUGCAGUUUUGGGUAAAUUCACUUUGCGAAGAAAUAAUUAGGAUUAAAGGCGAAGGUGUUCCUCUACUAUUUGAUCUUUAUGAAGGCUGUCAGAAAAGUUUCGACCUUGGUACAGUAAAAGUGGGAGAUAAAAUCGUUCGACAGAUCGAAGUUAUGAACCACAGCAAAGUACCAAUAGAUGCAUCUUUUGUAUUUAAAGUCAUAACUCCCAAUGUAGAGGACAACACUAAAUCUGAAGGCACUAGUGUGUGUCUUAGUCCUAGUGUUACAAAUCUUCAGGCUUCAGUAUUAGGCCCGUCUAGAGGAGAAAUGCUGCAACAAUACAAGGAUGAAAAAAUACGCGAACAGAUCGCAUUGGAUUCCCAAAAUUCAUUGGCAUCGUUGAAAGUGGUGCCCACUAAAUGUAUUAUUAGGCCUUACAUGAAAGUACCACUAAAAAUUCAGUUCAAGCCCAUUGGAAUGAUAAGCAAUCUGAAUGUUCAGUUGCACAUGGUGGUGUUGGAGUUUUCCCGGCCUCUGGUGCGCGUACGCGGAAGGGCGGCUGGCGCGUGCGUGUAUCUCGGUCGUAACUCGCUGCAGUUCGGACGCGUGCGGCGUCGCGGCUGCAAAGUGCUCAAGGUCAUGCUCCACAACACUGGCGACUUUGGUGCUGGGUUUUGGUGGCAACCGCUGGUGUCCGAUGAGUUUACAAUAUCGCCCAUGCAAGGAGCUAUAGCCGCGCGUACAAACGUCACAUUCACGAUAACAUUUAGACCACUUAAUCAUAAUCCAUUUAUUAAAGUUUGGGCAUGCUGCAAUAUUGAAAAUUAUAUGCCACUGGACUUAGCGUUGUAUGCUACUUGUAUCGACACGGGAAAUAUUCAGAACAAAAUGCUUUACUUCGAAUGUCCUGUUAGAGAAGUCGAUACGCAAUAUGUUGUCGUUACUAAUCCUUCUGAUGAUAUGUGGCUGAUUCUCUCAGAAAUAUCGGGCGGACCGUUUGAGACUUUGAAAGAAUUUCAAGUUGAACCUAAUUCUACAUUCGAUAUUCCUGUAUAUUUUAAACCCAAGACUAUGGGCAAGCAUGAGAGUCAAGUGCUCUACUCUCCUUUGGGCGAGAGCGCCCUGUUCGUAAGCCUGUCGGGUAACGCCGCGCCACCGCGACCCAGCGGUGCUCGAUCGCUAGUGGUGCGCGCUAAACGGGCUCAUGUGGAAGAGUUGCUUGUUCACAACAUUACUGAGUUUCCAGAAUCGUACAUCGUUUCUACGGAAGUUGUAAAAAUCAUCCCUGACAAAUUUGAAGGCUACUAUGAGAUAAAAUAUCCCGAUGUUAUAAAAGUAUGGGGAGAAGCAGCUGCGACGUGUCGAUGGACGUUCGUUUGUUAUGAGGAGUGUGAAAUGAUUAUUAAAGUCCUGUUUAUAAACGAAGUGUCUCGUGAGUACCAAUACUACGACAUAAAUAUAUCAGUGAUCGCGAGCGACAUCGUGGACACAAUCGCCUUCAAGUGUCGCGCACGCGAGUCAGAACGCCGCGAACUCGUACUCGUUAACCCACUCUCGAGGGUGGCGGAGUUCCGCGUGCACUGCGAGUCGCUCCAGUGCCCUGACACGAUCAAGAUAGGCGGAAACUCCGAGGCAGUUCUUGGAAUGUUAUAUUCGCCUCUUGUUGUGGGAGAAUCUCGGGAUGUCCUGGAAGUGAGUAACGACCUGGUCGGGUCUUACAUAUACAGCGUGGUGCUAAAGUGCCUACCAGCGAAAGUAAAAAGCUUAGAGUUUACGACCUCACUAGGUUCCCGAAUACCACUACGUCUUAGAGUCCAGAAUAAAACAGACGUCCGAGCUGAUUUUACUGCAUCGGUUACCCACGCAUCAAUAAUAACGGAAAAAGUAUAUACUUUGACUCCCUUUGAGAAAGGAAAGUUCCAGGCGUGGUUUGAACCCAUUAACCUCGGUAUCCAGCACUCUAGGGUAUCUUUUGAUUCGCCUGAAGCUGGGGAAUUCGUUUUCAAUAUUAAAGGCAUAGCAAAAGAGCCGAGGCCUCAAGGACCUUAUGACAUAAAAGUUGGUGGAUUUACAACGAUAACAUUUAAAAAUGUUUUCGAAGAGACCCGAAUGUUUAAAAUAACUGUCGAUCGAGAAGAGUUCCAAGUUAAAACUUUGUACGAGCCAGUAAAAUCUAAGAAGGAUUUAAAAGUAGCGGUAUACUUAAGCGAGCACCAAAAGCUAUCGUAUCCGCCAACCGGCUGCCUCACAAUUGAAACUUACGAGCCACAGGAACCAAAAGUUCAGUGGACGUACUUUCUUCAAGGAGUUUUGUGAU
Molecule: messenger RNA, 13840 nt
Organism: Vanessa atalanta (red admiral)
Lineage: Eukaryota; Metazoa; Arthropoda; Insecta; Lepidoptera; Nymphalidae
Product: hydrocephalus-inducing protein-like
Exons: 74
Biological process (GO): cilium movement; axonemal central apparatus assembly
Cellular component (GO): axoneme
Source: RefSeq, a predicted model, not a curated record